Messenger RNA from Sapajus apella (tufted capuchin), 5542 nucleotides. RefSeq names its product KRAS proto-oncogene, GTPase (gene KRAS). NCBI's taxonomy places the organism in Eukaryota, Metazoa, Chordata, Mammalia, Primates, Cebidae. The record is from RefSeq and is a predicted model, not a curated record. Gene Ontology annotation, biological process: Ras protein signal transduction. The transcript has 6 exons. Gene Ontology annotation, cellular component: plasma membrane. Gene Ontology annotation, molecular function: GTPase activity; GTP binding; GDP binding. Bases 323 to 892 code for a protein of 189 amino acids.
CUUCCCACACCGCCCUCAGCCGCUCCCUCUCACACUCCGGUCUGAAGAGGAAUCGAGCGCGGAACGCAUCGAUAGCUCUGCCCUCUGCGGCCGCCCGGCCCCGAACUCAUCGGUGUGCUCGGAGCUCGAUUUUCCUAGGCGGCGGCCGCGGCGGCGGAGGCAGCAGCGGCGGCGGCAGUGGCGGCGGCGACGGUGGCGGCGGCUCGGCCAGUACUCCCGGCCCCCGCCAUUUCGGACUGGGAACGAGCGCGGCGCAGGCACUGAAGGCGGCGGCGGGGCGAGGCUCAGCGGCUCCCAGGUGCGGGAGAGAGGCCUGCUGAAAAUGACUGAAUAUAAACUUGUGGUAGUUGGAGCUGGUGGCGUAGGCAAGAGUGCCUUGACGAUACAGCUAAUUCAGAAUCAUUUUGUGGACGAAUAUGAUCCAACAAUAGAGGAUUCCUACAGGAAGCAAGUAGUAAUUGAUGGAGAAACCUGUCUCUUGGAUAUUCUCGACACAGCAGGUCAAGAGGAGUACAGUGCAAUGAGGGACCAGUACAUGAGGACUGGGGAGGGCUUUCUUUGUGUAUUUGCCAUAAAUAAUACUAAAUCAUUUGAAGAUAUUCACCAUUAUAGAGAACAAAUUAAAAGAGUUAAGGACUCCGAAGAUGUACCUAUGGUCCUAGUAGGAAAUAAAUGUGAUUUGCCUUCUAGAACAGUAGACACGAAACAGGCUCAGGACUUAGCAAGAAGCUAUGGAAUUCCAUUUAUUGAAACAUCAGCAAAGACAAGACAGAGAGUGGAGGAUGCUUUUUAUACAUUGGUGAGAGAGAUCCGACAAUACAGAUUGAAAAAAAUCAGCAAAGAAGAAAAGACUCCUGGCUGUGUGAAAAUUAAAAAAUGCAUUAUAAUGUAAUCUGGGUGUUGAUGAUGCCUUCUAUACAUUAGUUCGAGAAAUUCGAAAACAUAAAGAAAAGAUGAGCAAAGAUGGUAAAAAGAAGAAAAAGAAGUCAAAGACAAAGUGUGUAAUUAUGUAAAUACAAUUUGUACUUUUUUCUUAAGGCAUACUAGUAAAAGUGGUAAUUUUUGUACAUUACACUAAAUUAUUAGCAUUUGUUUUAGCAUUACCUAAUUUUUUUUUCCCUGCUCCAUGCAGACUGUUAGCUUUUACCUUAAAUGCUUAUUUUAAAAUGACAGUGGAAAUUUUUUUUUUCCUCUAAGUGCCAGUAUUCCCAGAGUUUUGGUUUUUGAACUAGCAAUGCCUGUGAAAAAGAAACUGAAUACCUAAGAUUUCUGUCUUGGGGUUUUUGGUGCAUGCAGUUGAUUACUUCCUAUUUUUCUUACCAAUUGUGAACGUUGGUGUGAAACAAAUUAAUGAAGCUUUUGAAUCAUCCCUAUUCUGUGUCUUAUCUAGUCCCCUAAAUGGAUUAAUUACUAAUUAUAAUUUCAUUUGAGGCUUUAUAACUGGUUUUACUCAAACAUUGAGGGAACACAAAUUUAUGGGCUUCCUGGUGAUUCUUCUAGGCAUCAUGUCCUAUAGUUUGUCAUCCCUGAUGAAUGUAAAGUUACACUGUUCACAAAGGUUUUGUUUCCCUUUCCACUGCUGUUAGUCAUGGUCACCCUCCCAAAAAUAUUAUAUUUUUUCUAUAAAAAGAAAAAAAAUGGAAAAAAAUUACAAGGCAAUGGAAACUAUUAUAAGGCCAUUUCCUUUUCACAUUAGAUAAAUUACUAUAAAGACUCCUAAUAGCUUUUCCUGUUAAGGCAGACCCAGUAUGAAAUGGGGAGUGUAGCAACCAUUUUGGGGCUAUAUUUACACGCUACUAAAUUUUUAUAAUAAUUGAAAAGAAUUUAACAUGUAUUAAAAAUUAUAGGAAUUAAAUGUAGUCUCCCUGUGUCAGAUUGCUCUUUCAUAGUAUAAUCUUUUCUUCAACUUCAGUCUUUGAAGAUAGUUUUAAGUCUGCUGGUGAUACUAAAGUUUAUUUGGGCCAGUUAUAGCUUAGUAGGUAUUGAAGAGACAAAGGUUGCAAGGCCCAGGCCUUGUGUGAACCUUUGAGCUUUCAUAGAGAGUGUCACAGCAUGGGCUGUGUCCCCACGGUCAUGCAGUGUUGUCAUGCAUUGGUUGGUCAAAAUGGGGAGGGAUUAGGAGAGUCUGGAAUGUGAUCUUGCUGACAAAUCAAGAGCAUCACUUUUGUUUUUAAGAAAACAAACUCUUUUUUAAAAAUUACUUUUAAAUAUUAACUCAAAAGCUGAGAUUUUGGGGUGAUGGUGUGCCAAGACAUUAAUUUGUUUUAAACAAUGAAGUGAAGAAGUUUUAAAAUCUCUAGGUUUGGCUAGUUCUCUUAACACUGGUUAAAUUAACAUUUCAUAAACACUUUUAAAGUCUGAUCCAUAUUUAAGAAUAAUGCUUUAAACAUAAAUAUGAAUAAAAACAAUCCUUUUAAUACAUUUACAAUGUCACUUAUUUUAAAAUAUAUGAAGUGAGAUGGUGUGGUGAGGUGAAAAUAUCACUGGACUAGGAGGAAGGUGACUUAGGUUCUAGAUAGGUGUCUUUUAGGACUCUGAUUUUGAGGAAAUCAUUUGCUAUCCAUUUCUUCAUGUUAAAAGAAGUCAUCUCAAACUCUUAGCUUUUUUACAACUGUGUGAUUUAUAUUCUGUUUACAUAGGAUACACUUAUUUUUCAAGCUGAGCACAAUCUGUAACUUUUUAACCUAUGUUACCAUCUUCAAUGCCAGUCUUGGGCAAAAUUGUGCAAGAGGUGAAGUUUAUAUUUGAAUAUCCAUUCUUGUUUUAGGACUCUCCUUCUGUAUUAGUGUCCUUUUGCCUGCCUGCCGUCCACAUGCCCCAUGACUUGAUGCAGUUUUAAUACUUGUAAUUCCCCUAACCAUAAGAUUUACUGCUCUUGUGGAUAUCUCCAUGAAGGUUUCCCAUUAAGUCACAUCAAAAUUUUGAGCCCUACAUCUUAUUUUCUCAGGGCUGAAAAGAAUCUGACAGAUAUCAUAAUGGGAUUUGACCUUAUAGCUAAUUUUCAGGUGGUUGCUGAUCCUUUGAACAUCUCUUUGCUGCCCAAUUCAUUAGCAACAGUAGGAAUUUUUAAACCUGGUAGGAAUAGACAGACUUUAUCUGAUAGAAGGAUAACUUAAUAAAGAUAGUGCUGAAAUGAUUCCUUAGGUAAUCUAUAACUAGGACUACCCCUGGCAACGGUAAUACAUUCCAUUGUUUUAAUAACCAGACAUCUUCUUAAGAUGAAAAAUACUUAAAUUCAUAAAGCUUAGUUUCUUUUGUUUUGUUUGUUUUUUGAGACAGAGUCUCACUCUGUCACCCAGGCUGGAAUGCAGUGGCGCUAUCUUGGCCCACUGCAACCUCCGUUUCCCAGGCUCAAGUGAUUCUCGUGCCUUGGCCUCCCGAGUAGCUGGGAUUACAGGCAUGUGCCAUCAUGCUUGGCUACUUUUUGUAUUUUUAGUAGAGAUGUGGUUUCACCCUAUUGGCCAGGCUGGUUUUGAACUCCUGACCUCAAGUGAUUUGCCCGCCUCAGCCUCAUAAAGCUGUUUUGCAGAACUCAUUUAUUCAGCAAAUAUUUAUUGAGUGCCUACCAGUUGCCAGUCACUGCACAAGGCACUGGGUAUAUGGUAUCCCCAAGCAAGAGACAUAAUCCCAGUCCUUAGGUAGUGCUAGCAUGGUCUGUAAUAUCUUAGUAAGGCCUUUGGCAUAUGACCCAGAGAUAACACAAUGUGUAUUUUAGUUUUGCAAAGAAGGGGUUUGGUCUCUAAGGUUCUGCCAGUUCUGUAAUUGUUUUGCUAUGAUUCCAGUGCAACUCUUUGGUCGAGCUACUUUAGGUAAAUCACUUCAUUGUUUUAAAGAAAUAAACUUGAUUAUAUUGUUUUUUAUUUGGCAUAACUAUGUGAUUCUAUUGGGACAAUUACUGUACACAUUAAGGUGUAUGCCAGAUACUCAUAUUAAAAUUCCCAAAUGUGUAAUAUUCCAGCUUUCUCCACAUAAUUAAAAUAGACUUAAAAAUCAAUAGUUUUAUCUGGGUACAAAUAAACAGGUGCUGAACUAGUUCACAGACAAGGAAACUUCUAUGUAAAAAUGAUUUCUGAAAUGCUAUGCUAAACUACAGAUCUAUGGGACAUUGUUUAGGUAGGGUGUUAAGACUUAAACAGUACCUCUUGUUUCUGCACAGAAAGAAAUGGCCAUACUUCAGGAACUGCAGUGCUUAUGAGGGGAUAUUUAGGCCUCUUGAAUUUUUGAUGUAGAUGGGCAUUUUUUUUAAGGUAGUGGUAAUUACCUUUUAUUAUGUGAACUUUGAAUGGUUUAACAAAAGGUUUUUGUAGAGAUUUUAAAAAGGGGGGAAGAAUUCUAGAAAUAAAUGUUAUCUAAUUAUUACAGCCUUAAAAAUCCUUGUUGAAGUUUUUAAAAAUUGCUAAAUUACAUAGUCUUAGGCAUUAACAUUUUGUGGAAGAAUAUAGCAGAUAUACUGUAUCAUUUGAGUGAAUAUUCCCAAUUAGGCAUUCUAGGCUCUAUUUUAACUGAGUCACACUGCAUAGGAACUUAGAACCUAACUUUUAUAGGUUAUCAAAACUGUUGCCACCGUUGCACAAUUUUGUCCUAAUAUAUAUAUAAACUGUGGGGCAUGUUAAGUUACAGUUUGCACAAGUUCAUCUCAUUUGUAUUCCAGUGAUUUUUUUUUUUUUCUUCUAACCAUGUUUUCUUCAAACAGUAUCUACACAGUUUAGGGGAUUUUUUUAAAUAGUAAAAACUAUCUGAAGAUUUCCAUUUGUCAAAAAGUAAUGAUUUUUUGAUAAUUAUGUAGUAAUGUUUUUUAGAACCCAGCAGUUACUUUAAAGCUGAAUUUAUAUUUGAUAACUUCUGUGUUAAUACUGAAAAAGCAUGAAUUCUGCAUUGAGAAAUUGAAUAGCAUACAACUGAUAGCUGUCAGAAAAUGAAAAUUUCUUUCUAAAGAUACUCAGAUGAGUUAUUGAGGAAUAGUCAUAACUAGAUUAAGAUUUGUGUUUUAGUUUAAUAGUUUGAAGUGCCUGUUUGGGAUAAUGAUAGGUAAUUUAGAUGAAUUUAGGGAAAAAAAAAAGUUAUCUGCAGAAAUGUUGAGGGCCCAUCUCUCCCCUUUUCCCCCAUUAGAGCUACCUGGGUUACAGUGUUUUAUCCCAAAGUUUCCAAUUCCACUGUCUUGUGUUUUCAUGUUGAAAAUACUUUUGCAUUUUUCCUUUUGAGUGCCAAUUUCUUACUAGUACUAUUUCUUAAUGUAACAUGUUUACCUGGAAUGUAUUUUAACUAUUUUUGUAUAGUGUAAACUGAAACAUGCACAUUUUGUACAUUGUGCUUUCUUUUGUGGGACAUAUGCAGUGUGAUCCAGUUGUUUUCCAUCAUUUGGUUGCGCUGACCUAGGAAUGUUGGUCAUAUCAAACAUUAAAAAUGACCACUCUUUUAAUUGAAAUUAACUUUUAAAUGUUUAUAGGAGUAUGUGCUGUGAAGUGAUCUAAAAUUUGUAAUAUUUUUGUCAUGAACUGUACUACUCCUAAUUAUUGUAAUGUAAUAAAAAUAGUUACAGUGA